AUUUAGUGCAAAGUGAUUUUUCCUGGAGAAGAAGCAAACUCGAGCUCCGUCGGGAAAAGAAAAAAAACCAGAUCGGAAAGUUCACUCUUUUCAAAUCUUCUCCGGAGAAAUCAGAUUACUUUCAGCUAACGAAGGUCGAUUCUCCGAACAUGGAUGUGAUUAAGACGCAACAGAUAUCAGCAAGGACGAUCGAGAAAGUGGUUGUUCAUCCACUUGUCUUGCUUAGUAUCGUCGACCAUUACAAUCGCGUCGCUAAGGAUUCACGCAAGCGUGUCGUCGGUGUUCUUCUCGGGAGCAGCUCCCGUGGUAUCGUUGAUGUCACCAACAGCUACGCAGUGCCCUUUGAGGAGGAUGACAAAGACCCAAGCAUCUGGUUUCUUGAUCACAACUACCAUGAGUCAAUGUUCCACAUGUUCAAGAGAAUUAAUGCCAAGGAGCACGUUGUAGGUUGGUACAGCACAGGCCCUAAACUUCGAGAGAAUGAUUUGGAUGUUCACGCCUUGUUCAAUGGCUAUGUUCCAAAUCCAGUCCUGGUCAUUAUUGAUGUCCAGCCUAAAGAACUUGGAAUCCCUACAAAAGCAUACUAUGCAGUGGAGGAGGUCAAGGAGAAUGCUACUCAGAAAAGCCAGAAAGUUUUCGUUCAUGUAUCUACAGAAAUUGCUGCUCAUGAAGUCGAGGAAAUCGGCGUGGAACAUUUGCUCAGGGAUGUGAAAGACACAACAAUCAGUACUCUGGCGACUGAGGUCACUGCAAAACUUACUGCUUUGAAGGGGUUGGAUGCACGUCUUCGGGAGAUCCGGAGUUACCUUGACCUUGUAAUCGAAGGAAAGCUCCCUCUAAACCAUGAGAUUUUAUACCAUCUACAGGACGUUUUCAAUUUGCUUCCUAACCUGAAUGUGAACGAGUUGGUCAAGGCCUUUUCAGUGAAAACAAAUGACAUGAUGCUGGUUAUCUAUCUUUCAUCCCUCAUUCGGAGUGUAAUUGCACUCCACAACUUGAUCAACAAUAAGUUGCUGAACAAGGAACAUGAAAAAGCAGAGGACUCAAAGCCUGUGGCCAUACCUGCCACCAGCUAGAUCAGGUUUUCUCGUGGCUUAAUCAGUCAUCAUUGCCCGCGAUGAAGGCAGCUGUUGUGUGUUCUCUUCCCCCAAAAGAAGGGUGAACAAGUUUAGUUUGAUAGCGGCUCUCUUUCCGAGUGUUGGAAUUCUCAGUUGUUCUGAUUCAGAAUGUAUCAAAGAGUCUUUUCAUUUUAUCUUUCAAGUUCGUUAGGCUUAGGCCUCUUUUGAGGGGUUUUAAGAUACAAAAUUUCACGUCAAUGUGUCGAAAUCUCCACAGAGAGGGUCUUAUCCUAUUGAAAUUCUUAAGAAUUUUUUCACAUUUAGCAUGUGUGUGUUUUUGCUUACUCGUUUCUAUAGCUUUGAUAUAAUUCUCUGUUAUACAGUCA
This is a messenger RNA of Arabidopsis lyrata subsp. lyrata, 1444 nucleotides long. RefSeq names its product 26S proteasome non-ATPase regulatory subunit 7 homolog A. Gene Ontology annotation, biological process: proteasome-mediated ubiquitin-dependent protein catabolic process. The transcript is spliced from 10 exons. Bases 150 to 1076 code for a protein of 308 amino acids. Gene Ontology annotation, cellular component: proteasome complex; proteasome regulatory particle. The record is from RefSeq and is a predicted model, not a curated record. Gene Ontology annotation, molecular function: protein binding; metallopeptidase activity. NCBI's taxonomy places the organism in Eukaryota, Viridiplantae, Streptophyta, Magnoliopsida, Brassicales, Brassicaceae.